Molecule: messenger RNA, 1043 nt
Organism: Argentina anserina (silverweed cinquefoil)
Lineage: Eukaryota; Viridiplantae; Streptophyta; Magnoliopsida; Rosales; Rosaceae
Product: stress enhanced protein 2, chloroplastic
Exons: 2
Coding region: 89-688 (199 amino acids)
Biological process (GO): cellular response to high light intensity
Source: RefSeq, a predicted model, not a curated record
CUCCACCACCAACAAAAUCAUCCCAUCUUCUUUUACCCCCACAUUCUAGGAACCCUCUCGUUUUCUUUGCUUCAUUUCCUCUCUAACUAUGGCCACGGCGGCGCGCGGGAUUCGCUGCGAGCUUAGGAGGUUCCAGACUCCGGCAGUUCGAUGCGGAGGAGAUCAACCUCUACCUCCGGCGCAGGUUACAGUUCCGAAACUGACCAAGAAAUCGAAGAUCAUGCUUCAGCCUCGGCUAUGCACUUUGAGAUCGUACGGCUCGGAAGGCUCAGAUCUUGUCAGUGUAAUGAAGACGAAGAAAGAUGGUGGAGGAGUCGUGGGCGAUGAAGCGAUGUCGUUUUUCGCGACUCUGUCGGACUACAUCGACAGCUCCAAAAAGAGCCAGGACUUCGAGAUCGUCUCCGGUCGUCUAGCCAUGGUGGUGUUUGCUGUGACUGUGACGAAGGAGGUGGUGACCGGGAACUCGUUGUUCGGGAAAGUAGAGACGGAAGGGAUAGCGGAAGCGGCAGGGGUUGGUUUGGCCGCGGUGACGUGCGCUGUGGUUGCUGCUGUGAUGACCAGUGCUCGAACCCGAGUGGGUCGGAUCUUUAGUCUGGGAUGUAACUCUUUUAUAAACUCGCUGAUUGAUCAGAUCGUCGACGGCUUGUUCUACGACACGGAUAUUACUGAUUGGUCUGACGACGUCUGAGAAGUUAGACAAUUGCCCAAAUUACAAUUUACAAAGUUAGAUAGAAGUGAAGGUUACAAUACGUACGUAGUGUCUGUUGAGCAAGUUUGGAUGCAUAUGGAUGGAGGAUGAAUAGUGAGUUCAUCCUUUGUAGACUACAAUAAGCGAGAUUAAUUAAAUUGUAGUAACUAGAAAACAUAUAUAUAUUGUAGUAACUAGAAAACAUAUAUAUAUAUAUAUAUAUAUAUGAUCCCCUACUUAUUGUAAAGCUAUAGCGUUUAGAAGUAUAUCGUUACCAAGCCAAUGACAUAUAUCCUGCUUAAUGGAAAAUAUAUGCAGAUGGCUUUUAUAUCCACUCUUCUAGCUGGUCAAGUGU